GAAUUGCAAAAAUUUUCAUAAAUAGCCAGUUGGUAAUUAUAAUAAUCAUUUUUGUUUUCAUUCGUUGAAUGUAGUUGAUCCAAUAUGAAGUUGAUGCUUAUAUUUUUACUGGUUAACCUGAUGUGCAUAUCGGGGCACUUUUUAAAGAAGAAAAGUGAAAAAUGCAGUAAACACGGUUCAAGGUCAAUAGGAUCGAAGACAACGUUGAAAAUCGAUUUAGAUUCAGAUGAAUCAGAUACUUCAUCGGCGCCCACAACCUGGUACGAGAAGAAUAAAGAUAAAUACUUCGAUACAAAUGUUUGUCAAGCACAAGGCAUCACCAUCAACCAAUACAUUCCAAAAUCGGUCAUCGCAGAUUUGGAACAAAAAUUCAACGAGGCCAAGUGUAAAUACCUCAGUGCUUUAUCAUCUUUACCCAAAAAUAUCGGUCCUAUAAUUCAAGAAUACGACGCUUCCACCCUCGUUUACGAUAUUGUAAUCGUAGGAACUGGACCAGGCUGCCUAGGAGCGUUAAAAGAAUUCGCUCGACUGGGUAAAAAAAUCCUGCUGCUGGAUCAAGGUUAUAUGCCUCCUCAAAAAUGUACCAGUUUGUAUUCCAGACCAAGCAUGUUAAAUUCCCAAUACGUGAUCGCGUUAAAGGCCUCGGCUCCUAAUUGCGACGUACCCAAGAUCUUAUUCACUCCUAAUGUGGUCGGAGGUGUCACCAGUUACGAUUCGAAUACUUGGGAUAAAGGAUCAGCCAAGAAGUUCCAAAAAUGGGGCACAAUUUCCAAGAAAUGGACUUGGCAAGAAGUUACCAAAUAUUACAAACAUAUCGAACACGUUGAAACCAGCACACAGACAACCAAAACCGAAACCCAAACUGUAACCAAUGAUAAUGGAGUUAUUAGGAUUUCAAACUCCUGCUCUGAGACCACUGUGACCAAACAAGUUCGUACAGCUUUUACCGAAGUAGGAAUUCAUAAGGAAACGAAAACAUACAACGAGAGAUUAGCAGGGUUCAGUUUGGUUCCAGCAAUCGCCAAAGAAAAUAAAACCGUUUUACUGGCUCAAGAAAUAUUAGAUUUUAUCCAAAAAGAAGACGACGUCGAUCUAGCACUGAGAUGUCGAUCCAAGAAGAUCAUUUUCGACAAAACUAAAGCCACAGGAAUUAAAAUAAUCAGCCCAUCGGGAGAAGAAGUCGAUAUUAAAAUCCGAGAAGAGUUGAUUCUCAGUAACGGACCCAUUGACUCGAUUAAAUUACUCGCCCAUUCUGGUCUUGGAGAAAAACGUCUGCUGGAAAGUCUCGGCAUACCAGUCCAAGUCGAUCUUCCAUUUUUAGGCAACGAUUUCACAGUCAACCCGAUUUUCUUCGGUUUAUGUAUCAAAUUCCCCUCCGGGGCAUUGGUAUCCGAAAGCGAAGACGACUUCUCAGGAAUGGAGUACAUGCUAGGAAAUGAGAAAAUACCUUCCGGAUUAGCUCUGACUUAUUACAAAGCAUACUUGCAGAUUUUCGACGACGAGCCCGACGUGCUCGUGAAUUUCUACCUGUUUUCCGAAAACAUGUCCAAAAGGCUGGAAAACUACGUGAGAGGGUUUUUCCAAUUCACCGACGAUGUCGAGAACUUCAUUAUCGACUUGUGUCAAAAAUACGAUUUAUUAUUCCUCGCACCUCAGCUUUUAAACGUAGAAAGCAGAGGUAUCGUUACAAUCGAUAGCGCCGAUUUCGACGCCCCUCCAGUCAUCAAUACUGGAAUGUAUAGUCAACUAAAUGACCUCCGUACCAUGCUACGAGCCAUCGAAGUCAUUCAAACCGUAUCCGAAACCCAAGCCUUUAAAUCAUUAAAAGGCGAAUUGAUCCAAAUACCUGUCAAUAGCUGCGGUAAAUGCGAAUUUACUGAAAAAUUCAAUAAAUGCGCCUUGUACUAUUUAUCAGUACCAAAUCUGCAUCCAUCCGGUGGUACCAUUAUGGGCAAAAGUGUCACCACUUCGGUUGUCAAUGACGAUCUCAUUGUUCAUGGCACUGAUAACGUCAGAUGUUUCGGAGCUUCGGUUAUUCCAUUUGGAGAUGGUUCUGACAGUUCAGCGUCCGGAUGCAUGAUUGGUAAUUAUGGAGCUACUAUAAUCGCAGAAAAAUAUAAAAACGUGAAAACUAAAGUCGAUGUUACGACGAGUAAAAAAGUAUCGUUCUGAGUCCGAGGAUUUUGCGGUGAAAAAUGAACGAGAAUGGGUUUUAUUCUAACAGAUGAAUGAAUUUUAUACGAGUAUGUGUAUACAGAGUUUCAUUUUUCUCGCUUUUAUUUCGAAACUAUAUUUGUAUUUGCUUGGGUUCUUUUGAAUAUCAAGUCGCAUGCAUUAAUGUCAUAACAAGCUAUUCAUCAUACUAGGUUGUACCUAUUCUUAUAUGUAGGUAUAUUACUUACGUACUCCGAGUGUAGCUUACUUUACAUACCUACAUGUUUACCUUGCUAGAUUGUGAGGAUAUCAUUAUCUUUGUAUUACCUACCUACUCAAUAUUCUUGUAAACUUGUUACGAUAUUUUUAAAAUUUUAUUAUUCGCAUUUGUAUCCUUUAUACAUUUAUUUUACUUUUUUUACUCGUAUUUUGUACAAUUUCGUUAUUAAAAAUGAUUAUCUACUCUA
Messenger RNA from Planococcus citri (citrus mealybug), 2621 nucleotides. Its product is annotated as oxygen-dependent choline dehydrogenase-like. Gene Ontology annotation, molecular function: flavin adenine dinucleotide binding; oxidoreductase activity, acting on CH-OH group of donors. Lineage: Eukaryota; Metazoa; Arthropoda; Insecta; Hemiptera; Pseudococcidae. The transcript is spliced from 2 exons. The record is from RefSeq and is a predicted model, not a curated record. Bases 85 to 2172 code for a protein of 695 amino acids.